Zymoseptoria tritici IPO323 is the source of this 1794-nucleotide messenger RNA. RefSeq lists its product as uncharacterized. NCBI's taxonomy places the organism in Eukaryota, Fungi, Ascomycota, Dothideomycetes, Mycosphaerellales, Mycosphaerellaceae. The transcript is spliced from 6 exons. Gene Ontology annotation, molecular function: serine-type peptidase activity. Gene Ontology annotation, biological process: proteolysis. The record is from RefSeq and is a predicted model, not a curated record. The coding region runs from base 1 to 1794 and encodes 597 amino acids.
AUGGUAUUCCGGGACGAUUGGCAUCCACCUCCCACAUACAUAUCAACCGCCAAAGACUUGGACGCCAGCUUGAACAAAAUCCGAGCCCGCUCUGCGCAAAGCGGUUACUCCAGCCACUAUGAUUUUGAGUCGGACCUGAACCAUCAGCUGUCCCUUGCCCAUGACGGCCAUCUGCAGCUCGAAUUGUGCUCUUUGCAAUCCUUCCGUUUCACGCGGGACUUGCCACUGGUAUCUCUUUCAAACGACGGUCUUCAAGCCCCGUCUCUAUACGUAUUGCCAGAUGCGGAGCUGAUGAGAUCGAGUGAGAACGGCCAGCACGUCUCCCCCGUGGUCAAGAUCAAUGGGAAGGAUGCCGUAUACUUCCUAGAGUCAGACGUGGCGAUGGGCUUGGAUAUGCACGACCCAGAUGCCCGAUACAACCACGUCUUCCCAUCGGCAGCCGCACGACUUUCUGGGGAAUUUUCUCGUGGCGCAUGGGUCCGUUACAAGGGCUUGUGGCCUGGGGCAGCGGCUUAUACUCUCGAGUUCGCCAACGGUACAGCUAUGAAGGUCGACGUGCUCGCAUCUUGGGAAGCUGCGAUUGGGCCCAUGGUUUACAAGAGCGGGUCAGAUCUGUUCGGCGCCGUAUGCGCGGACUCGACCGCGUCCGCUGGUGGAGAGGGAACGGCCAUUGUCGGCGAUGACCUGACAAGUGCGGCUCAGUCCUACCCAGAGUCCGAUUGGAGCCACGAAGAUGCUCCUAUCAAAGUGCACUAUCUGGAUCACGCUGGAUUGCCCGAUACGGCUGCGGUACAAGUACUGUCCUUCGCGACCAGUAACGGCAGCAAGCAGUACGCCGAUGCAUCGGCGCAGUUGCUGAAUGAAAUCGCAGCCCGAGGAAAGACAAGACUGGUCGUUGACGUCACCGAUAACCUGGGCGGUGAUCUCAGUGCUGGGCUGAAUUUGUUCCGCCUACUUUUUCCAAACGCAAAUGUCCACCUGGGCACGCGUUUCCGCGCCCAUGAUUUGAUCGACACCAUGGGCCAGAUCUUCACCAGAAAUCUGUCGCCGGGCCAAGCACCUUUGGAUUUGCCGCUUGUUCCACAGGACGCGGUGGACCCCACUCAGAAGCAUGCUUUCGACUCAUGGAAUGCGUUGUACGGCCCUCACGAAUCAGGGAGCUCCAACAUGUCCAAUCUCUACGGCCUAUUUGAUUUCGAUGCCGCAUCGAGGUUUCGUCGUCCCAUAGCCGGGUACGGCUCCGUUGCCAGGGCCCGCACUCUAUUCAAAAGUAGGAACAUCGUCAUACUAACAAAUGGUCGCUGCGCGUCGACCUGCGCGGUCUUCGUCCACCAGAUGAUGCGACAGGGCGUGCGAGUUGUAGUCUUCGGCGGUCGUCCUCGCUACGGCCCGGCACAGGCUAUUGGAGGUAACAGAGGAGCCCAAUUUUGGUCCCUGGCGACUAUUGGACGUUAUGUGAACAUGGCGCACGAGCUGGCUCUCAACGUGAGCAGAAGCCGCUCAUCCCCGGAAGACGAGGAGCUUUUGGCUCGGAUGGAGAAGUUGAUGCCGCCUCGGCCAGAGAGUUUCCCGGUGCGAUUUGACAUGCACGGAAUGAGCGGGAUCAACUUUCGCAGUGCGUAUGACGGCUUCGACGAGGAUACACCGCUGCAGAUGAGGUAUCAAGCCGCCGACUGUCGACGCUUCUACACAGUGCGAAACAUCAUGGACCCUGGCUCGACGUGGAUCGAUGCCGCCGAGACGAUGUUCCAUGGUGGCGAAUGCGUUCCCGGGAGUGCGAAAGCAUCUGUUUAG